Ochlerotatus camptorhynchus is the source of this 5238-nucleotide messenger RNA. RefSeq lists its product as uncharacterized. Gene Ontology annotation, molecular function: nucleic acid binding. Gene Ontology annotation, biological process: DNA integration. The transcript is spliced from 2 exons. The record is from RefSeq and is a predicted model, not a curated record. The coding region runs from base 1 to 5238 and encodes 1745 amino acids. Lineage: Eukaryota; Metazoa; Arthropoda; Insecta; Diptera; Culicidae.
AUGUCAAAACGGUCGAAUCGCGGCGAAGAUUCCGGUGAAGGUUCUGAUUCCGAAGAAGCUCAUGGACGAAACGAAUCGUCAGUGAUAUUGUACGAUGCCUGUAAAAUAUGUGGCUCCUCGGAAAACAGUCGGAUGGUGUGUUGUGAUACCUGUGGAGAUUGGUUUCAUUUUGAGUGUGUGGGCGUUGAUGAGAGCAUAGCGAAGGUAGACUGGAACUGCAAGGAUUGCGAAGCAAAACGAGUGGCUCAGGGCGCAGCUAGUUCUUCGACGUCGGUGGCACCAGCGAAGAAAAAUCCCACAUCACUGGACACAAUCCCGAAACAGUCAGAGGAGAUCCAGGCAUUGCAGAAACGGAUGUCAAACAUGACGGAGCUGAUGGGGGAACAGAAGGAAUCGUACGAGCGUUUGCUGAAAAUCAGAGAACAGGAACAGAAUAGAGUUUUGAAACAGCAGCAGGAACAUUUCGAGAAACAGCUUAAAGCAAUGAAGGAGCAGUUUGCAUCUCGGCUACAGAUACCGAACGUUAACAUCCCGCCGAAUGCCAAUUCGACGAGCAUCAGUGGUACCUAUGGCGCAGUUGGAAAUCGUCGGAAUACUAGGGCAAGUGUAGAGUUGCAGCUUUCGUUGUUGGCUGAGAAGCAGGCACUUGAAAUGAAGCACAUGGAAGAGCGGUUAAAAGUUCUGCAGAUGAAUAGCGGUGAUCCCGAUGGACCCGGAGACGGUGCUGCAAGAUUGGAUCCCAAUGUGCCGGAGUUCCUUCCGACGAUUGACCCAUUAUUUUUCUCGUAUUCGUCCCACGAUCUGAGCAGAAGUCAGCUUGCUGCGCGUCAAGCAGUAGCAAAGGAGCUUCCCAUUUUCACUGGCGCACCAGAGGAGUGGCCAUUGUUUAUCGCCACCUACGAGAACACCACUCGUAUGUGCGGAUACAGUGAUGAAGAGAACUUACUUCGUUUGCAGCGCAGCCUGAGGGGAAAAGCUCUAGAAGCUGUUCGAAGCCGGCUGUUGUACCCGGUAGGAUUGGCAGGAGUAAUUCAUACAUUGCGUACGUUGUUUGGAAGACCGGAGGUGAUAAUCCAUUCGUUGGUGUGUCGGAUUCGGAGCAUGCCAUCGCCGAAAACGGAAAGGCUGACUACGCUCAUCGAUUUCGGUGUUGCAGUUCAGAACAUGUGUGCGACCAUCAAGGCCUGCGGACUGGAAGAGCAAUUGUGUAAUGUGGCGCUACUUCAAGAGUUAGUUGAUCGGUUGCCGUCGACGAUUAAACUCAAUUGGGCAAUGCAUCGACAAACGUUAGCGUCCGUUACACUCUCAGACUACGGAGCAUGGUUGGAAAAGCUAGUGGAAGCAGCGUGUGUGGUUACUAUACCCUCUAGCGUGCCGGUCAGUACAAUGAUUACGGAGAAACGUAGCAGGAAAGCAGACGUGAACGUGCAUCUAGAUUCGGACAUCGAUUCGUCGUCGAAACCAGUGCAGAAACCGAUCAACAAAGGUUGUCUCGUCUGUCAUGGAACCUGCAAUAGUGCAGCUGCUUGCAAGAGGUUCCAGCAUCUCAAUGUUAGCGCUCGCUGGGCGGCUCUGAAGCAACACAAGCUGUGCCGCAAGUGUCUCAAGAGGCAUUUUGGAGCCUGUGAGGUGAAGAAUCCUUGCGGGAGGAACGGGUGCUCGUAUAUGCAUCACGAGCUUCUGCAUGAUGACUCAAGAUAUCAAGCAGGAGUUUCACCAGCAACAAUACAGGUGAGCGAAGGAGAAUCGUCACAGAACUGCAACACGCACAUAAGCCAGACCGGGAAGAUCCUUUUUCGAUAUGUUCCAGUAACAAUUCAUGGACGUGGCGUGUCCGUUAAGACGUACGCCUUUCUGGACGAUGGUUCGUCAGCAACGUUGAUGGAGCAUAGCCUGCUUAAGGAGCUAAAGCUGGAUGGGAAACCUAACCCUCUCUGUUUGAACUGGACGGCGGAGCAGCAUCGGGAAGAGAAGGACUCAGUGAAGCUAUCUCUGGAAAUUUCAGGAGUUGAAGGAAGAAGUAAGCGAUAUCGGAUCCCGAAGGUGCACACAGUCCGUUGUCUUGCGUUGCCACAUCAAACAGUGAAAAUUGAUGAGCUAGCAUCGGAGUAUAAGUACCUCGAGGGUCUACCAAUCGAUUCGUACUGGAACGUCUCUCCAAGAAUACUCAUCGGAAUUGACAACUGUCGGCUGGGUCAUGCUUUGAACAGUCAUGAAGGACGAGAAGAUGAACCCGUAGCUAGUCGAACACGUCUUGGAUGGCUAGUUUACGGGCCGUGCUCAACAGCAGUGCGACCGAUAAACAAGAGUUAUUCGGCAUAUCAUAGCUUUCACAUUUGUCCAUGCAGUGAACAGUGUGAUGCAGAGCUGCACAAUUCAGUCAAGGACUAUUUUUCGUUGGAGAACGUAGGUGUAGUGAGGCCAGAGAAGCCUCUCCUGUCGAAGGAUGAUGAUCGGGCGAUCCAGCUAUUGAAGUCGCAAACGAGGAUGAAGGGGAACCGAUAUGAAACGGGAUUACUGUGGAAGUAUGACGACGUGCAGCUGCCUAACAAUAAGCAAAUGGCCAUGAAGAGAUUGCUGUGUCUGGAGAAGAAGCUAUUAAAGGAACCUGAUUUAGCGAAGGCGUUCAACGAGAAGCUACGUGAGUACGAACAGAAAGGAUACAUUCGAAAACUGUCCCCUGACGAGCUCGAUGUCAGCUACCCUCGGUCGUGGUACCUUCCAAUAUUUCCUGUCCGAAACCCAAAUAAACCUGGCAAACUGCGCAUAGUCUGGGAUGCAGCCGCUGCAGUCAACGGUAUUUCGCUGAACUCCGUGCUGUUGAAGGGUCCUGAUUGGCUGGCAUCUAUCGUGAUAGUCCUUUACAAGUUCAGAGAAUUUCGGAUUGCUGUUGCUGGCGAUAUCGUCGAGAUGUUCCAUCAAGUGCUGAUGAAUGCGGUUGAUCAACAGUCUUUGAAGUUUUUCUGGAGAAGCUGCGAUCAGAGCCGAAAUCCGGACGUCUACGUAAUGGUGGUUAUGAUAUUCGGAGCGACAUGCUCACCGAGUUGCGCUCAAUUUAUCAAAAAUCUCAACGCCCAACGUUUCCAAGACCAGUUACCAAGAGCGGUGGAAGCGGUAGUUCACGAGCAUUACGUGGAUGAUAUGCUUACCAGCGUAGAGACAGAAGCUGAAGCAGAAAAAUUGGCGAAGGAAGUGGAGUACAUUCACGGCCAAGCAGGUUUCCAGAUUCACAAUUGGUUAUCCAACUCCAAGAGUGUGCUGGAGGCCCUUGGUGUGGAAGUUGGGAAAGAGAAAAGCCUAAACACCACAGCUGAGCAUGCAUCCGACAAGGUGCUAGGAAUGUGGUGGUGUACUUCAACGGACAAGUUGACGUUCAAAGUUUCCCCCCGACAUGACUCCGAACUUCUAUCAGGCCGAGUUAUCCCGACGAAGAGGCAAGUUCUGAGCACAUUAAUGACGAUCUACGAUCCACUGGGGCUUAUCGCCAAUUUCCUUAUGUUCCUGAAGAUCCUGCUUCAAGAAAUCUGGCGUUCUGGAGUAGCGUGGGAUGAGCCAAUAGCGACCAAGGAAUGGAAUAAAUGGCAGCUAUGGUUGAAAGUCCUUCCCAGAAUCGAAUCCGUCCGGAUCCCUAGAUGCUACCGGAAUAAUACCACAGCAACAGAGUUGAACAACAUCCAACUACACGUUUUCGUCGAUGCGUCCGAAAAUGGCUACGCUGCCGUGGCUUACCUGCGCUUCGAGGAAGGAGAGACCAUUGAAUGUGCGCUAGUUGGCUCGAAGGCCCGAGUUGCUCCAUUGCGGAAGUUUUCGAAGGAGAUGCUCGUCACUGGCCCACUCACACAGGAAGAACUAGUAGGAGCUGAGAACUACCUUUACAAGAGCGUUCAAGCUGAAGUUUUUUCGGAAGAGAUCCAGAUACUCCAGGAAGCAGAUCGAGAGCCAUGGAGGAGCAAGCGAAACCUGUCAAAGCACAGUGCUCUCUACAAGCUCAGUCCGAACUUCGACAGCGACGGUGUACUACGCAUGCACGGCCGCAUAGAUGCAUGUGAAUUCGUCGGAAAGGAUAUGAAGCAUCCGAUCUUGCUUCCCAAAUGCCAUCAUGUGACCGAUCUGAUCGUGUUGGAUUUCCAUCUAAAGUACUGCCACCUCAAUCACCAAACAGUUUUGAACGAGGUAAGGCAGAAAUAUUAUGUGCCACGUCUCCGCACCAUCUACCGUCGCGUUCGAAGUCACUGCCAACUAUGCAAGAUCAGAAAUGCGAAGCCUCAGCCGCCGAUGAUGGGUAAUUUGCCAGCGAUGCGUAUGCAAGCCUUGACCAGACCAUUUUCAUAUGUCGGGAUCGACUAUUUCGGGCCUAUGCAGAUCAUGGUCGGCCGCAGGGUGGAGAAACGCUGGGGUGUACUGAUAACGUGUAUGACCGUCAGAGCAGUACACAUCGAGGUUGCCCACUCAUUAUCGGCAGACUCCUGCAUCAUUGCCAUUCGGAAUUUCAUUGCACGACGAGGAAUGCCACUGGAAAUAAUUAGCGACCGCGGAACUAACUUCAUAGGCGCCAGCCGCGAAUUGAAGGAUGCCCUGCAGGAGAUGGACCAAAACAAGUUGAUCGAAAGUUUCGUAAGCGCCCAAACCAAAUGGUCUUUCAAUCCGCCCGCUUCGCCACAUUUCGGAGGAUGCUGGGAAACACUUAUCCAGUCGAUCAAGAAGACACUUAAUCAAAUCAAGCCCAACCGAACUCCCACCGACGAAUUGCUUCGAAACAUGCUCGUUGAAGUCGAAUCCAUUAUCAACGCUAGACCGCUGACUGAAAUACCGCUCGAACAUGAAGAAGCCUCACCGCUAACCCCGAACCACAUCCUUAUUGGAUCCUCGAACGGUUCAAAGCCCCCGAUCGCAUUUAACGAUAGUGCUGCCGUAGUGACACGUUCCUGGAAGAUGUCACAAGUGUAUGCAAAUGAGUUCUGGCGACGAUGGGUCGCCGAGUACCUUCCAACGCUGACCAAAAGGACGAAGUGGUUUCAAGCUGUUAAACCCUUGGCAGAAGGAGAUCUCGUAGUCGUGGUUGACCAUAAUCAACCCAGGAACUCGUGGCCAAAGGGAAAAGUCGUCGGAGUCGUCAAAUCUAAGGACGGCCAGGUCCGACGGGCGUCGGUGCGAACAGCUGGCGGAAUUCUCGAGAGACCAGCAGUUAAGCUGGCAAUCCUAGAUGUCGGUUCGAUAGUAAGUAAGUCGGAUCAAUGA